UAAGCAGAUGAGAGGCUGACAAACUCCUAUCUAUCUGGGUGCUUCAGCUAAGGUGCUCCAUACCUUCCUCCGGAGCGGUCCCGCCGGCCUCCUGCCCGUCCUCCAGAGGGUUCCCAUUGCGGCCUGCGUUGGCCUCCAGUCCGUAGUCCAGAGGUGUCUCACCAUCCUCCAGCCCGUCCUGCAGCCCGUCCUCCGAUGCUGUCUCGCAACUUCCAGGCCGUCCUUCGGAGCUGCCUCAUCAUCCUCCGGAGCUAUUCCGCCGUCCUCCUGGCCGUCCUCCAGAGUUCCCUCGCCUUGGCCUCCGCCCAUGCCUCCAGCCUCCGGAGUUCCCUCGCUGUGGUCUACACCCCUGUCUCAGUCCCCCGGAGUUCCAUCACCGUGGUCUACGCCCAUGUCUCCGACCCCCUCGGUUCCCAUGCCACAAGCCCUGUCCAUGUCUCAUCAUCUGCCUUGCCCCCGGGCCGUCCGCGUGAGAUACCCUUCUCGUCCUCUGCCUUGCCCCCGGGCCGUCCGCCCGAGAUACCCUUCUCGUCCUCUGCCUUGCCCCCUUGUCGUCCGCCCGAGAUACCCUUCUCGUCCUGUGCCUUGCCCCCAGGCCGUCCGCCCGAGACACCCUUCUCGUCCUCUGCUUUGCCCCCGGGUCGUCCGCCCGAGACACACUUCUGUUCUCUGACUGGCCCCCGGGCGGCCACCCCUCCCCAACUGUGGCUUGUGUUGUGAUAAGUGUCUUUAUUUAGUGUUGCUUUCCCUUGUGUUCUUAGUGAAUUCUUUGUCGUCCUUCACGUACGUACCAAGUGAAGUAUUUAUCAUGUCCCGGAUUUCCCUAAAGUUUGUAUUUUUGUU
Molecule: messenger RNA, 843 nt
Organism: Eleginops maclovinus (Patagonian blennie)
Lineage: Eukaryota; Metazoa; Chordata; Actinopteri; Perciformes; Eleginopidae
Product: proline-rich protein 36-like
Exons: 2
Coding region: 196-720 (174 amino acids)
Source: RefSeq, a predicted model, not a curated record